Molecule: messenger RNA, 7044 nt
Organism: Pogoniulus pusillus (Red-fronted tinkerbird)
Lineage: Eukaryota; Metazoa; Chordata; Aves; Piciformes; Lybiidae
Gene: RIMKLB
Product: ribosomal modification protein rimK like family member B
Exons: 5
Coding region: 1481-2476 (331 amino acids)
Biological process (GO): protein modification process
Cellular component (GO): cytoplasm
Molecular function (GO): ATP binding; N-acetyl-L-aspartate-L-glutamate ligase activity; metal ion binding
Source: RefSeq, a predicted model, not a curated record
UAUAGUGCAUUGUAAAACGGUUGUUAGACAGCGUGCUUAUGCAUACAAUUCCAGUGGCAACAGUGGGUGUAAGUGGGCAUGCACCUAAAUGAGAAAAUACGCAUGUAGGGUGGAAUCCAACAAAUAAGUUAAAUAUAUUUUGUUUGCUGAAUCUGUACCUUUCUUCUCUCUGAAGAUUUGCGAUGUUCACAUCUUGCUUAAGUUUUUAGCAACAUUGUGCUUUCAGUCCUGCUUGAGAUGCAUCUGUAAAAUGGGGUGGGUGUGUAUGUCUGAAGCCUGCUUGCUUAAACACACAAGUCAUGUCAGCUGCAAUGUGACAGUGCCUGGUGCUAAUGAGGUGAACUGUCAGAGCACCCAUCUGCUUAUAUUUUCUCAUCUCUGUGCAAUUAUGGCAAUGGGGACUGGAAAAAAGUCUUGGCUAUGUUUCUGUUUUGGCCUUUUCUGGAGUGUGGUUCUGUGUCCCCUUGAGGGACUGGAUAGCAUGGUUCUACUUCCUUUUUGGGAUUUAAGUGGUUGCUUCAUAAUAUUUCAGAUGAACUCUAAAACAGAUGUUGGAGUUGGGAGAAGAAAAGGAAAUCAGAAGUACAAAAAAGGGGAUACUCUCCUUUUUCUUCACCCCACCUACCUUCCCUGAUUUAAAUGCACCUUGAAAUGAAAUCUGUUGAAUGGAAAUAUGUGUUUGAGGUUGAGAAGAUGGAAGUUGAUAUUUGAAAAGUAGCACCUUUGAAGUAAAGUUGGGUGGUAAUUCAUAUGGACUGGAUCUGAAUAGUUGCAGCUGGCCUUCGAUAGGCAUAAAAAUGCGCUGUGAUUUCUCAGCUCAGCUACUUCAUUUUUUUAACCCUUAAGUUGUGAAAGGCAGAAUGAGCUGUGUAUUUUAUAUUUAAGUCAGAAACUUUUACUUUGAAUGUAUUGCAAACACAACAAAUAUGAAAUUCUCUUUGCCUUUCCCCAUUCUCAUAUGCUAGGCUCUCUUUGUUGAGCUUGAUGCCUUCUUGUACAGUCCUGUUGUAUUCCUGUUCCUGCAGCCUGUCUUUCAGUUUUUCAUUUUCCAAGACAUAUGCUGUAAAACAGUAGAUCAUGAUUAUGGAAUACAUUAGUCAUGAUGGUAAAGCUGUCUUCUCUUUGAGUUCUCACAAAAUGACAGAGUGGUUGCAAGGGACCUCUGAAGAUCAGCUAGUCAAACUCCCUCCUGAAGCCCGAUCACCUGGAGUAAAUCAUCUUGGAACACAUGCAGGUGGAUGUGGAAUCUACAGAAAAGGAAGCUCCGUGACCUGUGUGGGCAGCCUGUUCCAGUGUUCUGCCAUCCUCAAAGAAAAGAUAUUUUUGCUGAUGUUUAAGCGGAACUUCCUGUGUUCCAGUUUGUGUCCACUGCCCCUUGUCCUAUCACUGGACACCACAGAGGAGAGUCUGUCUGCUGUCGAGUUGGCGUCUCUUCUAGGCCACAUGGGAGAGGGAGAGACACCAGGCUUACACCAAUGGGAUGUAUAAUGGUCUCCGAGUGAAUGGGGAGCUCAUCACUGCUUACCCACAAGUGGUGGUUGUGCGUGUACCAACACCUUGGGUCCAGAGUGACAGUGAUAUCACAGUCCUUCGCCACCUUGAGAAGAUGGGAUGUCGAUUGAUGAAUCGUCCUCAGGCCAUCCUCAACUGUGUUAACAAGUUCUGGACAUUCCAAGAACUUGCUGGCCAUGGUGUGCCUCUUCCAGACACUUUUUCAUAUGGUGGUCAUGAGAAUUUUGCCAAAAUGAUUGAUGAGGCGGAAGUGCUGGAGUUCCCUAUGGUGGUGAAGAACACACGGGGUCACCGAGGUAAAGCUGUGUUCCUGGCACGAGACAAGCACCAUUUGGCUGACCUAAGCCAUUUGAUCCGUCAUGAUGCCCCUUACUUAUUUCAAAAAUACGUUAAGGAGUCUCACGGCAAGGAUGUGCGUGUCAUCGUAGUAGGAGGCCGUGUGGUGGGCACCAUGCUCCGCUGCUCAACAGAUGGGAGGAUGCAGAGUAACUGCUCACUUGGUGGCGUAGGGAUGAUGUGCUCACUGAGUGAACAAGGCAAGCAGUUGGCAGUCCAGGUGUCCAACAUCUUGGGGAUGGACGUGUGCGGUAUUGACCUGCUGAUGAAGGAUGACGGUUCAUUCUACGUCUGUGAGGCCAACGCAAAUGUAGGUUUCAUCGCCUUUGACAAGGCUUGUAAUCUAGAUGUAGCUGGUAUCAUAGCGGACUAUGCCGCUUCUCUCCUUACCCCCGGUCGCUUGACGCGGCGCAUGUCCUUGCUCUCUGUGGUGUCCACGGCAAGUGAAACUAGUGAGCCAGAGCUGGGCCCUCCAGCUAGUGCCGCUGUCGACAAUAUGAGUGCUAGCUCCAGCUCUGUCGACAGCGACCCUGAGACCACCGAGAGAGAGUUGCUCUCCAAGCUCCCGGGGGCUCUAUUCAACAUGAACCAGCUGUUAGCCAAUGAGAUCAAACUUCUUGUGGAGUGAUGCCACGUGUAAAUAGAUGACACCAGAACUCUCUCUUGUAAAAUUUUUUUUUAAAACCAACUUGCAAUGCUGUUUAUCAGAGAAGCUCAGAGGAGGGGGUGUUAAUCAGGAGAGCAAAAGGCACGCUUACUGUGAUUGCUGCCCCUACUUCUUUGCAGAACAUAAAGUGGUGUCCAUUCUUCAGCAUCAGUUUUCUAAUAAAGAUGCUCAGUUUACAACCUAAGUGGGAAUUUUAUUUGGAUACUGUUUUGAUCCCCAGACAUAUUACAGUUCGUAUGUGUUCACAGGCAAGCACUUGAAGUAUGAUUCAUACCAGAAUAUUUUCAGAAAGCUGUCUGGCAGCUCUCUAGAAACUUCUGUGUAUUACUGGACCAGUUAAGUCCAUUCUACCCCCAUAUGGCUUAAUCCUGUAAAUUGCUGUGUGCCUCACAUUUUCCACAUGAGUUGAAGGUGUUAAAUAGCAGAUAUCUGAACACCUGCAGUUCUUGCUCCUCUAGAUGGGAGUGGGAAGUUCAGCAUCGUUUUGAAGUCAUCACUUUUUAACCUUGCAGGAUAUGGUCUUUCAAAUGAUGAGGCUGAGAAGUGUCAGUUGACUAGUGUGAGCUUUCUGUGCAAAUCUGUCAUUUGUGCCAAUUUGGUAUUAAUUGGCAGGUUUGUGUCAAUAUUUCUUUAUAAAGCUUUUGAAGGGGAAUUUUAGUGCUUGUGUGUUUUCUCAUUUCAAAUCCUGAUUUUGGAUUGGAAUGAGCAGGCAAAUUGGUCAUAUUCUAUUUGUGGCGGAACUGGCACGUUAUAAUUUUAACUCUUUUUUGCAUGAUUGGAGGAGAUAAACAGCACUGUAGUGUUUGGCGUACGGAAUAAUGUUUAAUGCAAUGUGAACAAAAAUUACACUAGUUUAAAGAAACGUGCAUCAACUUGUAUUUGUUAGUGUUUUAGUCUUUGAGAGAGAUCUGCAAUGUUAAUGUUUCUUUUUCUUUAAUACAUGUUAGUCCAACAUUCCCUUCUCUAUGCCUGCAUCUUUAACAGCGGCCAAAGUGAAAAACCACUGAGUUAAAGCCUUUUUGUUGGUGGGGCAGCAUUUUGUUUAUUUGUUUUUAUUUUAAUUUAUGAUUAUUUUUGUUGGUGGUCAUGGUUUUCUUGUUGGUUUGUUUUUUUGUGGGUUUUUUUGUGGGUUUUUUUGGUUGGUUGGUUUGGGGGUUUUGUUUUGCUUUGUUUAUUUUUUUCUUUUGUCCUUUUUUUUUCUUUUCCCCUACUCUUUUGGGGAGGGGGGAAACAUGGUAUGGUGUGGAGGAGGGCAAAGUUGGUUGAAAGUGAUCAGACAUCAAGAAGUACUUUAGAAUAAAGCUGCAGUUCUUACAGUGCUUACCAGGCUUACUUUUUCCCCACUGAAAUAAAAGCUGUUGUUGGCAGAAAUCCAAAGAGUAUGACUGGGGAGAACUACUGAAUUCUUAGCUUUAGGAAGCAUGCGGCAGAUUUCAAGCAGUGAAAUUUAACAGCAAACAAACACAAAAAAAAAAGAAAAAGAGAAAAAGAAAGAAAGUAGCUGAGCCAGAAUGAAAGGAUAAAACAAAUUAAAACAACUUAGGUCCACAAACAAUUAACAAAUUGAUCCUGAACCUUUAUGUGUGUGUGGUGUGAGUGCACACACUUGUGUGUGUUUGUGUGUGCUCAUUUGCUUUUCUUUAUUUCUUUUUGAUUUUGGCUUUUUGUGUUAGGGCUUAUUUUUUCCAGGCUGCCAAGUUUUCCUUAGUCCUUCUGGCCAUGCGUUUUCUCAUUAUCCUUGAGCUGUUUUGGAGAAGACAACCAAAAUAGAUACCAAGUCCAUUUUUUCAUUCCCUCUCUUCACCCUUCUUUUCCUCCUCUUUUUCUUCCCUUUUCAUUCCUUUUUCUUUCUCUGGGUUCAUAAAGCCUUGGAAAUACAUGUAUAUAUAUAUACACACACACACACACACAUACAUAUAUAUAUGUAUAACAAGAUAAACCUUUUAAGUUUUUCUAAAGAAAAAGUGAAGUUAAACACAAUUGAAAAACCAUCUUGUGACAAUAGGCUUUGUUUGAAGGGGGGGGUUGUGUGUGCGCAAUGCUACUGUUUUCUGGAUACUUUAAUGGAGCAUGUCCCAUGUACUCUGAGGCUCUGCACUGCCCACCUCUGUGACCCUUCCUCACCUCUCUGCUGCUCUGCUGUUUAAUCUGCACUUGGACCUUAAACACAACUAAUGGACACUAUGCAGAGAGUCUUCAAGAGGCAAUAAACAAAACAGUAUUAACCUGCUUUAUGGAGGUUUGAUCAUGCUUCUUUGUACAGUUUGAUUUUUUUUAAAAAUUUUAUUUUUAAAGGAAUGUAAUAAAAUGACUUUUUUUUUGUAGAAUUAAAUAUUAUUAUUAAAAUCAAGUGAAAGGUUGGCUGUUCGUUUUAAGCAGGAGACUGGACCAUCUGGUCCAGCAACAAAAGGAUCUUCAGCAGUAAAGGUAUUUUCAAGUCUGUUCCUGAGCUUUCAAGCUCACAGGUUAUAUCUGAAGAAUAUAAAAGUCUUUAACUUUCAUGAAGAGUUUCAGAAUCAGAACAUGAAACAGUUUUCUAGUCACUGAGCAGUAAACUUUCUCUUCCAAAGGUUCUUCUGGUCUUGUUUAUGUGAAGGGGAAUUUUGGGGGGUGGUGGUUGUUUUGGCUUGAUUUAGGUUUUCUGUUGAUUCUUUUGUUUGUUUGUUUGGCUGGCUUGAGCCAAACUCUGUGUGUUUUUCCUUUUGCUUUUUACUGGUAGAUGUGAUAGGAUCAAUCUUUCCACACUGAGCACAUGUGGAAUAAUGAUAGGGAGGGGAGUAGAUGUGCAAGCUGGUAUAGUGAGACCUCUCUAUCACAGGAAACAUCUUUUAAAGAAAAGGCUGGUAACUGAACAUUGUAGACUAUUCCUGAGUCUCCAUAGUAUUUUGUAGCUCAUGGAAACUUUGCAGUCCUACCACAUUCUUAGAAUGUCCAUCUUACAUCUCACAGUAGUAAAUUUGUGAAGUAAACAUAAGAUUUUUUGGCGGGGGAGACGAACAAUGGAUUGAGAGAUUUACAGUUUGGCUCCCUUGGAAUAAGAUGCUCCUCUGUGGUCGGUGCUUUCUUUGCUCUUUUGGAGAUAGUAGUCACGGAGGGGACAGGAUAUGAAUUAUCAUAUACAUUUGUUUUCAGACACUGGGUAUCGGUACUGUAUGAAAACCUUGCUUCAUUGGUAUGAGUGGGGACACUCUUCCCAUGCGUUUACUCCCUACUUAUCCAUUGCUCUUGAAAUAGUGGAAUGUAUAGAAUGGGCAAGGGGUGUGAAGGGGGAGUGUCUUGUUUUUACUUUAAGGGAAAAAGCACCCAUAAAAAUAGGCUGUAGUAAAUAGGCAGUGUUUGCCACUGAAGGUGAACUUGCCACAUACUAGCAUCGUAUAUUGUGUUUCCUUCAGUUCUGUAUGCUGAAAAACACAUGCUGAACUUCCAGAUAGUAGCGCUAACACUACCUCCCUACAUGGGUUUGGAAUCAUGGUCUCCAUAGCCCUGGAUUACAGUAGUGCCAAAACAGCUGAUAGUGGUGCAACUAUCUUUGUAUAUUUUUAUGUUAAAAAGGGGCCAGUUGCCAACUUCUGUUUGCAAGUAUCUGAUGGAAUUUGUCUUUUGUAAUACUGGAGAUUUUUCUUCUGUUCAACUUACCACAUUUAUAAUUGCUGUCUUACUGUAUCAAUGCAGAGAUUGUAUCUUUAAUUGUAUCUUUAUUGCUUUAAUGUGUGUUAUAAAAACUUUCUCUUGGAAUGUUACACCACUUCAUCCGUAACACAAUGUCAAUGCUUGAUAUGUAUGUGGACCGUUAAUGUUUUUAUUCUGAGCUGAUGGUUAGAGCAUUUUGAUCCGCUUUGUAUUUAGUAGUUAGGAAAUAACCUCUGGAUCAUCUCUGUCUGUUUGAUGCAAAGGAGAUACUCCAUCAGAUGUCGCACUGGACUUCAGAAUCAAACAAAUUGAACUAGUGACGUUUGCUAAAUCUUUUCACUCUCUUAUUGUAAAAAUCCUGUCAGUUAAAUACAUAAUGGACCUUAAGGGCUUAGAGAGACUUUGAAAACAAAUCACAUGUGCAGUAUCUUUCUCAUGGCUUGCUCUUUUUGAGAAGGUUUAUGGGCUUUAUGGCUGGUGUGAGACACACGACCCACUCCUGUACUCUCUAUGGAAUAGUAGGUGCUCGGACAGGUAACUUCUGUUGCUACUGUCUUUUUAAUUUUUAAUUUUUUCACUAUUUUAGGAGUUGUUUUAAACUGAACGCUGCAGGAUUUAUAAACAGGUGUUUGCUGCCUUUCUUUUGUUUCUUUCCGUCUUUUGUAAAUGUUUGAGGGUGAUUUUUGCGAGCGUUCUUAUGGUGGAUCUUGGCCUGCUGUUGGGAGGUCUCCAGGCCUCUCUUUGUUUCCAGUUUUUGAGUUGAAAAGGUUUUUAUUUUGUUCAUUUAUUUAAAACAAUGACACAAAUCAUGUGUAGAUUUUGGGUGGGAUUUGUUGUUGCUUGAUUUUUGGUGACUUUUUCUCCCUUUUUUCUACAGAAAUACAUUCUAACAGUUCACA